This is a messenger RNA of Dreissena polymorpha, 1343 nucleotides long. RefSeq lists its product as uncharacterized. The transcript has 4 exons. NCBI's taxonomy places the organism in Eukaryota, Metazoa, Mollusca, Bivalvia, Myida, Dreissenidae. The record is from RefSeq and is a predicted model, not a curated record. The coding region runs from base 63 to 1247 and encodes 394 amino acids.
AUAACGUAAUACACUGCGAACGCGGGAAGCAGCGAUCAUGAAAAAGUAAACAAAGUGAAAAAAUGUCGAUAGGGAGAUUUACUGUUAACGCGGCGAGUCAUUUUGCUGCAGGUUAUCAAAUUGGGAAACACUUCAAGAGCUCUUAUGAGAACACAUUUCAGACAGCGCCAUUCAAGGUUCUGAAAUCGUUCUACGAAACGGCGGAAGGGAAAACGUUUGUAGAUAGAUGUGUGUCGGCAUCCGAAAAAUGUUAUCCGGGCAUCAUGCAAGAAAUUCGUGGUUAUUCGGAAGGAAGCGGUUUACCAUUAGAGAAUUUCUUGUUGCAUUCGAUUUCGUCAGAAAUAUGGCUUGUCUACAGACCUCAAACCUUUUCAGCUCAAGGUGCUUCGGACACCGGGCAACGCUGCACGGACGUCCAGGUGAAUACGCCCGAGUGUCGAAUGAUUGCACACAACGAAGACUGGAUAAAAGAAUACGCCGGCAAAUGUUUUGUCGUCGACGUCACCAUAAACAAAAACGAAAUCGCUCAGGAGUUCGAUGAGUCAACUAAGAAAGUUGAUGACGUCAUGACGUCACUUACUGAAAUACAACGUACCAUCUUUCAGCGGAACGAGCGAUUCAUCUCGUACGUCACGCCCGGCGAUCUUCCCGGUUUCAAUUUCGCCAUGAAUAAACAUUUCGUCAUCACAAUUAACAGCCAGCUCCCGGUACAGACAAACACGGGGGCAGUUCCAGUCGAGGUGCUUCUACGCGCACUUCUCGCGUGCGAGACCAUAGAUGAGUGUGUUGCGGUGAUGAAGAACGAGCCAGUGGGUUGUUGCUAUGGUAUCAACGUCAACAUCGCCAGUAUCCACACCGACGACAUGUGGUCGCUAGAGGUGUAUACGGACAAGGACGGGUCGUCGGUUUUGCUGUCCGCGUUACCGAUGCAGCCAGCCGGAAGUCCGCACUACGUGCACGCAAACCACUACAAGUACACUCAGGGGGUUAAAGAACAGAAUUACCCGCACUCAAUUGACCGCGCACGAGUCGCGCAAUCACUGGUGCCGCCCACGGAUAUGGCGGGAAUAUGUGAUAUCUUAGGCGAUACGUCACAUCCGGAACAUCCAAUCUACCGUGAACCCACACAGAUGAGAAGCGCCACUCUAGCAACGGCCGUCUUUGACCUUUACCGUAAAGAAAUGCACGUGUUCAACGCAAACCCGAAGACCAACAAGCCGCUGUUUGUUGUGCCGUUUCUGACGUGAGUUAUAAUGGGAACAGAGUGAUUCUGAGUCUUAUGAAUAACCUUAUUACCGCCAAUUGUAUGAUUUGUAUCGAUUUGUUAUACACGUAUACUUGUG